Molecule: messenger RNA, 3456 nt
Organism: Penicillium bovifimosum
Lineage: Eukaryota; Fungi; Ascomycota; Eurotiomycetes; Eurotiales; Aspergillaceae
Product: ssDNA endodeoxyribonuclease RAD2
Exons: 1
Coding region: 1-3456 (1151 amino acids)
Biological process (GO): nucleotide-excision repair
Cellular component (GO): nucleus
Molecular function (GO): single-stranded DNA binding; DNA endonuclease activity
Source: RefSeq, a predicted model, not a curated record
AUGGGUGUCACGGGCCUUUGGACAGUCCUGCAGCCAUGCGCUCGCCCGAUCAAACUCGAAACGCUGAACAAGAGACGACUGGCCGUCGACGCGUCGAUCUGGAUCUAUCAGUUUCUGAAAGCGGUACGAGACAAAGAAGGCAAUGCGCUCCGCAACUCUCACAUUGUUGGAUUUUUUCGCCGCAUUUGCAAACUACUGUAUUUCGGCAUUCGGCCCGUCUUCGUCUUCGAUGGCGGGGCACCGGUUAUGAAACGACAGACAAUCGCUAGCCGAAAGAAAAGGCGUGAAGGUCACAGGGAGGAUGCGGCGAGAACUGCAGGAAAAUUGCUUGCAGUCCAAAUGCAACGCAGUGCGGAAGAAGAGGCUAUUCGUCGACGCAAUAGGCAUCCGAGACAAGAGGAGGAAGAGGUGCCAGAUGUUCCUGUUUAUGCAGAGGAGGCUUUCAUGACAGACAAGGAAAAACAACAAGGUCGAAAAUUCAAGAAAAAAGACGCAUAUCACCUACCCAACUUGGACGUUUCGCUCCAAGAAAUGGGUGCACCAAAUGAUCCACGCAUCAUGUCUCAAGAGGAGCUAGAGGAGUAUGCCAGACAUUUCCACCAGGGUCAAGAUAUCAAUCUUUACGAUUUCUCCAAAAUCGACUUCGACAGCCCCUUUUUCCUCAGUCUGCCAGCGACUGAUCGUUACAACAUCUUGAAUGCAGCGAGGCUAAGGAGUCGGCUUCGCAUGGGCUAUUCGAAGGAACAGCUGGAUACGAUGUUUCCCGAUCGCAUGGCAUUCUCGAAAUUCCAAAUCGAGCGUGUCGCAGAGCGUAAUGACCUUACGCAACGAUUAAUGAAUAUAAACGGCAUGAACGGGGAAGAGGCAUUUUACAAUUCUGGGCAGCGUAUCGCAGGAGAACGCGGCAGGGAGUACGUCCUUGUGAAGGAUCGCGAACAUGAAGGUGGAUGGGUCCUAGGCGUUGUGGGGAACAAAGAAGGAUACGAAGACAAGCCCAUCGAUCUAGAUCGACCUGAAGUGGUGUCCGAUGAUGAUGAGUUGUCUGAUGAAGAUGCCUUCGAGGACGUUCCAAUCGAGGGUCUAAAUCGACUUCCCAGGCUUCCUUUUCUUCGUGACGGUGUAUUCGACCAAGCACUUCAACAGCAAACCGACGAAGACUUCGACAUGAGAACGGCCAUGCAAGAAUCGCGCCAAGCUGCACAGCGACAGGCGGUAAACGAACGUCGUGUGCAAGAUGCCGCAGAUGACUCGCUUUUCGUUGAAGCCGAAGGAAACAUCGGCGCACUGCAGCAAAACAACGACACCGAUGAGUAUUUUGAUGGUGACGAUGAUGACCUCGAACGAGCCAUUGCUCUUUCAUUGAUGCCCGAUGAAAACAAUGAUGAAGUUGUGUCUGAACGGCCGAUCAGUCGAUCGGUUGAGCCAGCUCCAUCUUAUGAGAUGAUCCCAGAGCCGGACUCUGAGAGCGAUGAUGGAAUGGACUUUGCCGCGGCCGUAGCCAGGACAAAGGUCCCCAAAAAGGCCGCCCAUGCACCAAAUGCAUUCAGUGGUCCACUUCCUUUUGAAUCCAUCAAGCUCACCAAAUCCACCCCAGAUAACAACAAGCCUGGCAUGGAUGAGAAUGCAGGCGGUUUUGUAAAGGAAUCUGAGAAGAAACCAAAGCAGGCAGACCCACUUCCUCCAUGGUUUGUUGGUGAACCCUCAGAUGCAGGGUUCAUUGUUGAUCCCAUUGAAGAUUCGGGGAAGGACGAUGAGCAAUUCGCAGCGCAAGACCAUCUUUUUCUCUCAAAUCGUCGCUCGCCAGACAUCAUCGAUGUUGAUACGAUGUCCGAUAAAGAGUCCAUCACCAAGGAAGUCAUUGACCUUGAGAAAGCAGAAGACGAAGAAGAAGCAGAUGUGGAAAUGGAGAAAAGGGAAAUGCAGGAAGCAAAGGAAGAAGAGACCCGAGAUACCGAAACUGCAAAACAUUCUCAAGCAGAGGAAAUUGCGAAGAUCUACCACGACAUCUCCACAAAUGCUGACGAGAAACCGUUGGGCGAGCCCGUUCAACCUCGUAUUGAAGCAGAUUAUCAGAUAACGGCGUUUGAGAGUACCAGUUCACAAACCCAGAAACAAGAGCUCAGCCCUGAUGAGCAGCGACCCCGCAGUGAACAUUCUCUUUCGCCGGACUUUGAAGAUGUUCUUCCUCGAGUGCCAACAACGCAAGCAUCUGAAAUCACCAUUGUGCCUCAUCAAAAGGCGCAGCCCCAAUCCCAUCCUCAACUGUUUGAAGAGAUCGAUCAGCCGGAGGCUUUCGCGCAAGAUCAAGCGGACUACAGCGACCCGGAGGAUGAAGAUCUGUUCAAGCAGCUUGCAGCUGAAGGUGAGGAGCACGUGCGAUUCGCCAAUACUCUCAAUUCUGCUGCUCCUAUCCAGGAAGCAUUUGACUACGAGCAGGAACUGAAACAACUACGCUCUCAGCAGAGAAAUGAGCGUCGUGAUGCCGACGAGGUGACCACUAUCAUGAUCAAUGAGUGUCAACAGCUAUUGACGCUUUUCGGGUUGCCCUAUAUCACCGCACCCAUGGAGGCUGAAGCUCAGUGUGCCAAAUUAGUCUCGCUAGGCCUCGUGGACGGAAUUGUCACCGAUGACAGUGAUAUCUUCCUCUUCGGAGGAACGCGAGUCUACAAGAAUAUGUUCAAUCAAAGCAAAUUCGUCGAGUGUUACCUGACAUCAGACUUGGAGAAAGAGUACGCGCUUCAUCGGCAGAAGCUUAUCAGUUUUGCCCAUUUAUUGGGCAGCGAUUACACUGAGGGCAUCCCGGGGAUUGGUCCCGUCACCGCUCUCGAGAUUCUUACCGAGUUCUCCACCCUCGAAGAGUUUCGCAAUUGGUGGACGGAUUUACAAAAAGGGACAAAUAAUCCAGAAGAUGCGCACAGUGGCUUCCGGAAGAGAUUUCGAAAGAAGGCAUCCAAGAUCUUCUUGCCUCCUUCGUUCCCUGAUAGCAGAGUUGACGAGGCAUAUCUUGAACCCGAGGUUGACGAUGACCCCUCCCAAUUCCAAUGGGGUGUACCUGAUCUGAACGGUCUCCGAAACUUCCUCAUGACGACCAUCGGCUGGAGUCAAGAGCGAACCGACGAAGUCCUGGUGCCGGUUAUUCGUGACAUGAAUCGACGUGAGCAGGAAGGUACACAGUCUAAUAUCACACAAUUCAUGACAGGUCCCCAGGGCGCGGGUGCCUUUGCACCUCAUGCUCGUACAGGCGGACCCAGCCGCAUGGAAAGGGCAUUUGGUCGACUACGACAAGAAGCCCAGACUGAUGGAACCUUAUCAGGUUCCGAGCCAGUUGGUGGGAACGGAGAGGAAGAAGCAUCUGCACCGCCUAAGCAAAGCAAGAGAGGUGCAUCAGCUGCCAAGGCCAAGGCUGGCACCAGCAAGAAGCGAAAGACACGUCGUGCAGACUCUGAUGCAUCAUGA